This is a messenger RNA of Oryza sativa Japonica Group (Japanese rice), 1389 nucleotides long. The record is from RefSeq and is a predicted model, not a curated record. Lineage: Eukaryota; Viridiplantae; Streptophyta; Magnoliopsida; Poales; Poaceae.
CCGUCGGGAAGGCGAGGUCAUGGGAGUGUGAGAUUUGGGCCGCUAGUUCGGCGUAAGAGCCCUUCCCAGCCGUUGGAUCACCAUUGCUCGGUCCAGAUUUACGCCAGGUUAGGCUUGUAGAAUCUGCGAGGCGUCUCCUGCCUGGCGCUAGCCGCUAGGCUCCCCACUCCCCGCGAGCUUCAGCCAUGUCCGCCCGAGCCGCCGCCGGCGGCGGUGACGGCGAUGGCGGGGGCCGCCGCAAGACCCUUGCCAAGGUGUCCCUCUCCUCGCUCUCCGCCGCCGCGGCGGAGGCGGCCACGUUCCCCAUCGACGCCGUCAAGACGCGCCUCGAGCUCCACCGCGGUACAGGGGGCAGCGGCGGGGGAGGCGGGGGCGUCAUGCGCGUCGCUGGCGAGCUCGUACGCGACGGGGGAAUCUACCGGGGCCUCUCCCCCGCCGUACUCCGGCACCUCUUCUACACCCCGCUCCGCAUCGUGGGGUACGAGCACCUCCGGUCCACCUUCGCCAGCGGUGGACGAGACGCGGGCCUCCUCGAGAAGGCGCUUGCUGGGGGUGUCUCCGGCGUUGUCGCACAGGUGGUGGCAAGCCCUGCUGAUCUCAUCAAGGUAAGGAUGCAAGCAGACAGCAGACUGUUGAGCCAAGGUAUCCAACCACGGUAUACAGGAAUCUUUGAUGCCUUUACAAAAAUUGUACGGGCCGAAGGAUUUCGAGGACUUUGGAAGGGUGUUGUUCCUAAUGCCCAACGAGCCUUUCUUGUCAAUAUGGGUGAAUUGACAUGCUAUGAUCAGGCAAAGCAUUUCAUCAUCCGGAAGCAAAUCUGUGGCGAUAACCUGUAUGCUCACACACUUGCCUCUGUCGCAUCUGGACUGUCUGCGACAACCUUAAGCUGCCCAGCAGAUGUAAUCAAAACUAGGAUGAUGAACCAGGGCAAGGAUGCAAAAGUUCUAUACAGGAAUUCUUAUGAUUGUUUGGUCAAGACUGUCAAACAUGAGGGGUUGACAGCAUUGUGGAAGGGAUUCUUACCUACAUGGGCCAGGCUUGGUCCAUGGCAGUUUGUGUUCUGGGUUUCCUAUGAAAAAUUGCGCCAAGCAUCAGGUAUUUCGUCAUUCUGAUGGUGCUGGCUUAGUUUUAUCUUACAUGAUUACAGGGAGCAUCCAGAAUAAGAUUUUGUUAAUUGUUUAGCUCGGCUUGUGGCAUUAUCAUAUACCAUGCUUGUCCUCAUUUACUCUUGACCAUGUCUGAGUAUUGUACCCAUCGCUGAGGAUGCAGUAGUUACAAAUCACCACCAUGUAACUUUAUAAUUAUAAUUGACAACUAGCUGGGUGGCCCGCGCAAUUGCGCGGCUAGCACCCAUACAGAAUUAUCUAUUUUUAAUAUGAUUUUACUUAA